Messenger RNA from Malaya genurostris, 4948 nucleotides. RefSeq names its product sorting nexin-17 (gene Snx17). Lineage: Eukaryota; Metazoa; Arthropoda; Insecta; Diptera; Culicidae. The record is from RefSeq and is a predicted model, not a curated record. Gene Ontology annotation, molecular function: phosphatidylinositol binding. The transcript has 6 exons. Bases 759 to 2207 code for a protein of 482 amino acids. Gene Ontology annotation, cellular component: early endosome. Gene Ontology annotation, biological process: intracellular protein transport.
CAAUGCGAAUCGGUUGUGGUAAUGUUGUGUGGGUUGAAGACAGCCUUCAUUGAAAAGAGGUUUGAAGAACGUAAAACAAGUUUCAUUCUGUCCGUCGUUAGCAGUCUGAUUCAACUAAUCGAUACAGUUUAUCUUCGGUGAAGACAUGUAGAGCAAUCGCUUGAAAUUUCUAGUAAUAGGUAAACACAACUCCACAUUGAAAGUCUUCAAGGAGCAGAAACUGUCCAAAAUCUACAAAUAGAAAAUCGUAAUUGGAUGUCAUCAAUCCCGCUUGUUGGUGGUGUUAGUGUCAGUCUGGCUCGGGGACUGUUUAUAUACUUAUAUCAUUUGGCUUUGUCCACAAUCAGUAGGUUGGCGAAACAGUGGACGAAGUUGGUCGAGUUUCCGCCGAUGGGAACGAGAUCGGGGAUCACUCCGACGGGUACGUGAUAAGGCUAAACAACGACGAACGAACUAGUGUCCUCAAAGUGAAGAUAUAGAGUUCUUAGAGUUGAGUGUAAUUGUAUUAUUAAAUGUAAAAAAACAUGACUAAUAAAGAGUAGUGUUAUUUGAAUUGAAUAUUUUCUGCUCAAUGUAUAUCGAAUGAGGUACAUUCUUCAUUCACUGCGGGAAACCGCAUUCCUACAUAACAUGUGUCAAUUAAAAUUAUGUAUGGAAGUCAGAUCGCAUAGUGUACACACGAGUUUGUGCUGAGUUUAAAUACUAAAGCAAAUUCGUACGUUGCUUUUGAGGUGAAACAUAGAAGUAGAUAAACGGGAAUGAUGCAUUUCUCAAUUCCGGAUACGCAGGAAUUCGGUUCGGAUAAUUCCGGUUCAUCCUUCACGGGCUUCAACAUACACAUCAAUGGAAGCUUCCACUGCUGUCUGCGGUACAAACAACUACACAGCCUGCAUGAACAACUGAAACGGUCACUGCCCACGCUGGUAUUGCCGAGCUUUCCGCCCAAGAAGUUGCUGCCGUUGACACCGAGUCAAAUCGAACAGCGGAGGAUUAGCCUCGAGCGUUACAUUCAACUGGUCGGCCAGGAUCCGGUGCUCUGCCGUUCGGAGCUGCUUCGAGCCUUCCUACUCAAUGCCCAGCAGGAAUCAUUUUUCACCGAAUGUCGCGAGGUUAACGUGGACGUGUUCCUUAUGAACGGCUACCGGAUAUCGACCAAGGCACUGACCACGGACUGUUCCAGCAAAUUGCUGGAAAAAGCUUGCGCACUCAUCGACCUCCCCAAAGAGUACACAUACUAUUUCGCACUGUAUCUGAUACGGAAGGAGGACAACGGUGACAUUGCCAUCGCCAAGAAGCUGAUGGACUUCGAGGCACCGUUCGUCUCGCAGAAGCAAUGGGAGGAUUGUAAAAUUGUGAUACGAACAAGUUACUGGGAUAUGAACUACGAUCUGGAACUGAUGCGAGACCGAAUCGCACUGAAUCUCCUUUACAUCCAGACGAUGAGUGAUGUUGAACGAGGUUGGAUAAUCACCAGCCGAGAUUUGAGCGAGCAGCUAACUGAUCUUCAGGCACAAGGGAAUAAACGGGAGUAUUUGGACAUUGUCCGUAAGCUGCCUCUGUAUGGUUGCCUGCAGUUUCCACGAGUAUGUGUUGACUAUCCCCAAUCGAACACAAUGGCGACGGUUAUAAUCGGAAAUCGGGAGCUGAAUUUGUUGACUCACUAUGGGAAAAAAAUUCAAGAGACUAAAUUUAAAGUAACUAGGAUUCGAUGCUGGCGGGUAACCACAAUUCAUAAUAACGAGGAAAUAUCUUCCAAUUCGUCGUCAGAGAGCCGAGAAGCGUCAGGCAAUUUGGAAUUAUCAUUCGAAUACUUAAUGGCUAAAAAUCAGCUCAAAUGGAUUACUAUUUUCAGCGAACAAUCAAUGCUUAUGUCCGUGUGCCUUCAGUCUAUUGUAGACGAACUGUUGAAUCAGAAGAACGGUUCCGACAUUAACAAUAUACAAACUCAUCAAGCGGAAUUUGCGCCUCUUUCCUAUAUAAGACGAGAUGGAUCCAACUACUGCAUUACAGAUUCCAGUUCAACCGAUACGCUAAGUAGCAUUAGUGAUACCAACAAUACAUCGAAUCAAACCAUCGGAAAUAGUCACAAUGGAACCUCAUUCCUUAGACGUAAACUGAAGGAGUUUAAUACGACAGUGCGCUUCAAAACCGGCAAAGACUCGGUACACAACGAAGCUUUCGAAUGGAUCGGGGAUGAUGAUUUGUAAAUACUAAGCAUGGACAAUGUGAAAAGAGUUUCAGAGUGGAAAAAAUAAUGGCAGAGAUUCCAAUUGAGGCUGUUCAAAACUAUCUGUAGUUUUAGAUGAUCAUGAUUCGUUUUGAGUCUAUAUAAUGCACAAAUUUCACAAGUGACGGACAGGUGAAAUUUUUUUUGUGCUUUUUUAUUGGUGUGAAUGCAGGUAGUUUAUCCUUCAUAAAUAUGAGAAAAUGGCUUUACUAACAUCGAACUUUUUUUAAAUCAUAUGUAGCGUAGGGGGGAUCGGGGCUAAACCGGACAUUUUUAGAAAAUUGAAAAAGCAUCCAUUACAACUAAAUUUUUACCCAAGUUAUCUACACCGUUGUGUAGCUUCAGCCAAUUAUAGUAUGGAAAUAUAGGCAUUAGUUUCCGUAAAAGUCGCCUAAGUUACCAAUCCAAAAUUUAGAAUUUCAGAAACUUCGGUACUAAACCGGACACCAAAUGGAGUGAAACCGGACACACACAGUUAGACGCCUUGGUGAAUUGAAUCUUAGCUACAUUAUUAGUGUCUAGAUGCAUUCGUUCUUUAAGUAAGAUUUCAAUUUCAUUUGCUGCUGGCCUAACUUUGCAGCGCUUGAAAUCAUUACUAAUUGAAUUUGGUUUUGUAUGCCAAGUUUCAGGCUUUGUCAAAUCGUGUUUGCCCAUUUCUUACACUCUAUUGUUCGCUACACUGUAUUGUCUUUGUUUCUGACGUUUCGACCGUAAACAAUUUUCGACUGUGUCGGAUGAGAUGCGAGCACGAACUGAAAUUGGAUAUUUCUUGGAAAUUGAAAAAACACCCAUUGGACCUAUGUUUUGACAUCGGUACCGUUGUUUAGUUUCAACCUCUAGCUACUAUUCUAAUUUCUUAGUUAAAAAAAACAUGCAUUAGCUUUUGUACCAAAUCACGAUGAAGUGACCAACCCAAAUCGAAUAUUUAGAAACGUCGGGGCUUAACCAGACUAUAAAGUUUCACACAAAAAUUAAGAAACGAACACAGUAGGGUGCCAGAUCUUUAGAUAACCUAAUGAGUGCAAAAAAAUGAAACAAAUGGAUUGUCUGUUGACUUCAAUCUUGCAUGAGACAUAAUCCUGCUCGCUGGGAAUCUAGGUUUUUUUGGUAUUGAAACUUUACACCCUGCAGUACCAAAUAAUUGAUGUUGACUAUUUGACUGUUUCGCUACAUAAAAUGAACGUUUUACCAAAAUUUAUAGAAAAUAUGAUUAUAAUAAGAGAUAAAAAGUAGAAUGAAAAUAUAGAUAUCAAUAUUUAGGUAUGUUUCAUGAAUCCGUUAAGAAUUUCAAGUAGAGAAUUAUGUGUCUUCUUGACCCCAACUUUUUUGUCCGGUUUAGCACCGCUUAAACAAUUCAUCUUGAGACGCAAUAAUAAUUUUAUUUUCUAUGUAAUCGAAAGCACACAAUAAUCACUGAAUUCAGCACGAAAUCAAUUUGGAAGCAUUGACCAGACCAUCAUUAAAAUACACAGAAAUCAAAUAUAUCCAAAAAAUCAGUAAAAACCGUACACAUUUUGACACAAACACGAUUGACGUCAAACUGAAUUAACUUAGUGUCAUCCAGCUAACUGACGCUUGUAUGUCACAUGAAAACGCGUUUAUAUUGUCAAUCCUUGGAUCGAAAUAAUUGCUGGUUUAUAAGAUAUUUAAGCUGUUCGGUUCAACCCCGUAUCCAUACUAGCCCCGGUCUCCCCCAUUGAUAGUAAAUACAACCUUAUUUAAUAUAUAUUAUUGAAUGUGAUCUACAUAUGUACUAAAGUUGUUCCUUUCAAUACACCAGUUGUUGCUUUUAUUAAGCUAUUGAACUUAUGACACAGUUUUACACCAAAGUCUACAAUUUACUCGAAAAAUAGUUGAUCUAUAUUAAAGUGAGGUGGGUCCUUCAAAAAUAUCCUUCAAAUAAAUCCCGGUAGGCUUUUUUCUUGACAAAAUCUGCAUGUCGCCAUUAGAACACAAAACCAUAAUACACUAGCUCCCCUAGCUGUAAUUCUGAGAACUAAAUUAGCUGUACACUACUACUACCACAUUUGUGUUGUAAUAUUCCAUAUAUAUAUAAUUUUUUUACGUAUAUUUUUUGUAAAUGACAAUACUAGCUUUCUGUAUGCUUCCUAUAACAAUGUAAUUUUUGAUAAUUGUGUAUAGAUAUCGACAAAGAAUAGCGGCCCUUACACGAGAAUUAUUAAAGUCAUUUUUUAUGAAUACUAAGUAAUGACAAUUUGACAAUUUGUAAUGAUAAUUUGACAAUUUGUAGGGAGAAUUCAUCAUUACUGCCCUUACACGUUUAUUAAAAAUGACAUGGUAAUAAUGACAUUACUGGUCCUCGUGUAAGGUACCCUAAUUCUUCAUCAAAAUGGCAUGUAUGGCAAGUGCUAGAAGUCUUCCAACAGUUUAGAAAAUUUUGUUCGAGUUUUCACUCAAAUCAAAAACAGAGAACAAUAUCCAGACGCUUUUAGGGUUUUCUUGUUUAUUCUUCGAAUAAUUUUGUCAGAUUGGAAAGUACGUUGCAAUCUAUGUAGUCUACAAAAUAUGAUAUAUAGUAAUCUAACAAAAUAGCAACAGUAUAUUUUAAGAAGCUAGAUACGUUGUAUUCCAGUCGAUUUGAACAAAAUGCAAUCAGUUGCUUAGGAAGACAUUCUGGCUUUAUGUAUAAGAAUAUCUAGAUUAGGUGGCUAUGUGAAAAAUGAGGAUUCAAUCCUAUAAAAUACAACCUGUUUUCAAUAA